Messenger RNA from Eublepharis macularius, 3231 nucleotides. RefSeq names its product coiled-coil domain containing 33 (gene CCDC33). NCBI's taxonomy places the organism in Eukaryota, Metazoa, Chordata, Lepidosauria, Squamata, Eublepharidae. Bases 1 to 3081 code for a protein of 1026 amino acids. Gene Ontology annotation, cellular component: peroxisome. The transcript has 24 exons. The record is from RefSeq and is a predicted model, not a curated record.
AUGGCCAGCAAGGUAGGGGAACCCCGUGUCCCAAUGACUUUGCAGAAGUCCCGGUUGAAGGCUGAGGAAAAGAUCUUGGACUUUGACUUUGAACUGGUUAACGUUCAGUUUAAUGAGACGGGGAGAUAUGCUUUGAGGCUAACAGUGGAGAAUCCACUGCUUGAGGGGUCUGGAGCUGGGGUGCAAUUGCGGGUGAAUUCAGAAGACCCUCAUUAUACCAACACGGCCACAACUGAUGUCAUUGAGCAAAGCAACCUCAACGACAUCUAUGCGUUUGAGAAAAGGCGGUUCUUGUUCACUUUGCCUAAAGGGUUUUGCAAAAAUGACAAAAACCAUGAUGCCCGGCUCCGAAUUGAAGCCUUACGCCUCCGUGGUGCCUUGUUGAAGAGUAGCGUGAAGGCAGGAGAGAGCUUCUUUGCUAUUUAUCCCCGCACCAACCAGCCUCGGAUGAAUCUCUUUGCUAGCAAAGAUGAGGACCUGUACCGGUACAGCGAUAUCAUGGCACUGUUGCGUGUGAGUACGGAUGACCUGGCAAUGCAUUGUGGGAGGCUGGCUUACACUGUGUCAUUUCAUGAGCACCGGCCAAUCACCAAGAAGGAGAUGCCAAGCUCUUCUCGCUGCUCGCCUUUGCCACCCGCCAAGCAAGAUGAGACACAUGGUCCAGGAACCAACUUCCCAGCACCCUUCCAGUCUUUGGGUAUCCCACAGCAGAGUUACUCGGUUUCAACGCCAGAGCCAUCCCCUCGGCUUUCCUCAGCAGUGGAAACUCACUCAUACGGAGUGCGAGAUUUCAAGGUAAAGGAGGAUCCUGUUGAGCAUGGACAGCCUGUUCAGACUUCAGGAACCAGCAACCAACACCUGGCUAAUUCUACAAAGGAAUCCAUCACUGUAACGUUGCAUGGAGCCAACAACCUUCCCUCUACAAAGAAGGGCCAUGUUCCUUCUCCAUAUGUCAUUAUCAAGACCACCUCAGAUGAUGAGAACAAACAGCCAGCCCAAGGGGUAACUCAUGCAGCUGUGCAGCCAACUCACUCGCCGAGCUGGGAGGAGAAGGUGACUGUGGAAAUAGAAGCACAGAAGGCAGGCGAAGAAGAUGUGUCCCUAAUUGUAGCUGACAAAGACACCAAGGAGAUCCUAGCCAGAUACAAUAUCCCUGUGAAGUACCUGCGCCCCUUCCACCACUAUCACUGUGCGCUGACGUUGCCUAGGAAAAAGGACCCAGCGGGGACAAAACUCUACGCUACCCUGGUUCGCAAGCGCAGUAUCAUCCCACGCUAUGCCGGCAUUGAUUACACAGGCCUGGAGGUUUUCCUCCGGGGCGUCAACGAAACCCUUGCAGACCCAGAAGGCUCUGUCAUAGCCAUUGCUAGAAUUGUCAACAACGUCAAAGCUUACCAAGAGGAAAUGAAGUCUCGUGCCUCAGAUGUUCCUCCUGUCCCACUGACUGUCGCGAACUUCCCUGAUCCUGUGAUAGAGGAGUUUGAUGUCCCACGGCUCACCAACCAAGGAUACCCACAGGUUUCUAUAGCUAGUGGACCUCCUGAAAAACCGGUGUGGAAUACAUCCUACUUGUUCCAGGGCAGGGAUGGAGCGACUGCUUUCUCCGAUGACACUGCUCUAGUGAUUGAAUACUUCAAAUCAAAGCCAGAAAUGGAAGGCAAACCAAAGCCUCUGGGCUUCUCUGUGCUGCCGCUCACCAAUCGUGUAUAUCGGAGGCUUCUGUCGGAGAGAAGCAAGAAUGGGGUUCAAGUCAGAAACCUUCCAAUCCAGAAUACAGCCCUGAGGACCACAUCUGGAGAAGCCCCAACUGUCCAGCUAGGUCUCCAGCUGAUCAAUUCUGAGAGGCCAGACACUUUUCUGAAUCCGUCCACCACGAACGGCCUUCCACUCUUGGAUCCUGACUUGGUGGACAAGCUUGGGAAUAUCAAAGAGCCAUGGACGAGGCCUUCUUCCAAGACCACGGUCAAUCCUGCGUCCAGUGAGGAGAGCAUCUUCGUCACACCUGAACGCAAGAAAUCCCUCACCGACCUAUCGGUGCUUCACAAAGACGAAAAUGGCUUCCCUUCCCAUGAUGCCGUGGCUGGGAUUUUGCCAGACAAGCAGCUGUAUACCAGGCCCGUCUUCCAGGAGGUCCCAGAUGUGGAGACGGACACUUUCCGUUCAGCCAUCCAGAGAAUGGCGGAUGAUAUCCUAUCCCUGCGCCGACACAUUGCCAGCUUGGAGACUGAGAACAACGCCCUCCGACGUAACCUCGCUAUGCAUGAAGAUGUGGGGCGCGUUUUGCUGGAGGAUAUAGACCUCGAUGUUAUGACCAGGGCAGAGAUAGUAGACAGAAUAAUGUCCCUCAAGCAAAAACUAUCUGCCGGAGCUCGGGAGAUGGCCAAAAUGAAGGACCGGGUACAGCGGCUGCAGAAUGAACUUAUCCGGAAAAAUGACCGAGAGAAGGACCUGCUGUUGCUGCAGCGAGCCCAUCAGCAGCAGCAGGUUGCGCUGAGGAAAUACCAGGCCAAGAUAGCGAAGAUGAAAGCUCUGGAGGAUGCUGUGAGGCAGCAGGAAAAGGUGAUUGAGAGCAUGGAGAGGAUGUUGGAGGAGAAGAUGAUGGACAGGUACAAAGAUACAGUCCAGGACCCAGGGAGAUAUCCAGUCCCAGGCGAUCGGUGGGCCAAGGAUCUCUACACCACUCUGAUGACAGAGAAUACGAGGUUGCGGGAUGAACUGAGCAAAUCCUGUUACCGCUCUUCACCCAUCAUACUGCAGCAGCAAGCCCUGCCGGAACCAGUUCUCUCCAACUCUGAAAAGCUCUCACUACUAACUAAACUGGAGAAAGCCGAGGCACGCAUCCAUGUCUUAGAAUGCCAGCUAGAGGAAUCCGCUAGGAAAUGGGGGCGAGAGAAACAGAAUUAUAGCACACGUCUUCUAGAGCACGAACGUGGAUUCAGCCAUUCACCUACCGCGUUCAUACUGCCGGAAUUCACACAGGAGGAGAGAGAAAGGAAAGGGGAUGAAGAGGCAAAGAACAGAAAGGCUCAUCUGGAUUCCCCAUCACAAGUCAAGAUUAAGACUCUUUAUACCGCGCAGUAGCUCAGCAAGACCCUUGGCAUUGCAUGUACUAUGGGGGACUGGCAAAGUAUGCCCUGGGUUAUAUAUAUCUACAUAUCCCCUGAAAUGCUGAAAAGUCUACAGGUUUGCCUGGAGAAUUUUAUUAAAACCUUGGCACCUGGUCCCUCAACA